This is a messenger RNA of Aspergillus niger, 2622 nucleotides long. RefSeq lists its product as uncharacterized. Lineage: Eukaryota; Fungi; Ascomycota; Eurotiomycetes; Eurotiales; Aspergillaceae. Bases 1 to 2622 code for a protein of 873 amino acids. The record is from RefSeq and is a predicted model, not a curated record. The transcript is spliced from 3 exons.
AUGUCUGACUUCCAAGCACCACAAGCACCACAAGCACCACAAGCACCACAAGCACCACAAGCACCACAAGCACCACAAGCACCACAAGCACCACAAGCACCACAAGCACCACAAGCACCACAAGCACCACAAGCACCACAAGCACCACAAGCACCAGGCUUGAUAGGAACCUCUGAUUGUAAACAGGAGAGUGAUUCUGUUCUUUGGAAACCACUUGAUGACUCCCAGCGGUCUCUGCUUGAGAGUGUAGGAAACAAAAGGCUGGCACGUCGUCUUUACAAACGGACUUUUAAGAUAUACUCGAGAGAAGACAGACUGCAUGCGAUCGAGUUCUGUCAAACACGGAAACACAUUGAUCCCAUUACUGGUCAGGAAAGGCCAAUCUCAAUAUCUACCGCAUCAGAAAUCCUCCACAUUUCUAGAGGCACACUGCAGAGAUGGAUUACGGAGACGCAGAAAAUUACAAACAUGAAACAUGGAUCAUCAAGAGCAGAAAGGCACAGGGCCCCACCCUCGAUACUAUCAGAUCAAUAUGGAACAGAUAAUUAUGCCUUCCUUAGGCUGUUGCCACAACAGCUCUUUCAACAUCAUUUCAUACAGCGAAGCGAAUUUUAUAGGUUACACCCUCACGAGCAUCCAGUUCCCUUUAUUGGGAUAGAAGGGGGACGCCUUGGCCGGCUCAAGAGCUUCGCAGAGGCUUACCAUUUUCUCGGCCUAGGGGAAGAAGGAUCACACCCAGGUCAUCCAAGUGUACCAGCCACGGUUGACAGCAUGAAACAACCAUCACAGGUUUCAGGUGCUGGCGGUGGUGUUACCCAUAUCAUUACGUCACAAAUGCACCAUCCGACUAUAGAAAAUCCAAGGGUGCAAUACAUUAACUCAAGGUUGUAUAAACUUGCUCCUAGUUAUGACAGCAGAAGACUCGGCUCACCAUCGCAUGAUCCAUGUUAUGCUGGAAUAGGGUCUUGUGUCACAUUCAUAUGUCAGCAGAUGAUCAAUCAAGACGGUAGAAUUGAAUCCGCAAUUCCAGUUCGGGUCGGAUUUGAUUACAACGAACCAUUUCGAGGCGCACCACAACAUUGGGCCAUCUGGCUUGUUUUCGAAGAUGGUAUCACAAUAUUACUGCCGUUGUCAAUUUCUCUAAAGGGUGCAGUAGUAAAUGAGAUGGCCCCUGACACCCUGUACCUCCAAGGCUGGACAAUAGAUCACGAAUUGUUAAAGUGCAAAGGACGAAAGAGGAAGCGCGUUGACAGCAGAGAGCAGGUGGUUGAGUAUAUGCAAAAGUUUUACAGAGACUCACAGCCUAUAUACUCGAAAUUUAGGUUGAGUCCGGUCCUUCACAUAACAGACGUUGAGAUGCUCUUCUUACAGACAUCUUCCUGGAGGCCGCGCCGUUUUGCUCCAACCUGGACGUUAUACAGCACAAUCUUACAUUCCAGCUACCGAUUUGGAUUGCCACUAAGCCCAAUGUAUGGCAGGUAUACAAAUGUCAGGUUCAUGAUAAAUGCAAUUUUAGAGAAGGCACCUCGAGUGUCCUGCUCUGAGAUGCCAGUGCAACCUUUCCAGCUGAUCAAGCUCAGCCAUUUCAUACUCGAAAAUAGAGUCACUGAUGAGCAAAUCCUAGCUCGAUCCUCACACCAUCUUGACGCUUCUGGUAUUCAUUUACCACCGAAACUGGGACUUGAAGAUAUUGAAAAGUCAUUCAAACAUGAAGAUAUCACUGCCACCUCUGGACGGAACUUUCGCAGCAAAAUCAUGCAUGCACUGAAGCUGAGCCUGGAGGAAUCAAUGGAGUUCGUUGAUGAGGAGCGAAGAUGCAAGUUCUAUACCUGUCCAGAGUCUCAGGCUUCUGUUGCUUCAUAUUACUGUCUUUAUCACUCCAGAGCGCUCAUCAGACAUGCUUACAAUCUGUCUGGCUCAACGUCUGGUGGCAAUCUACUUGCAGAUAGCGCCUUUAAGCGAGAGGUAUCUAUUACAGACGAUACGCGGGGAGCUUUGCUACAGCUCAAAAGAUUUUAUUCGCGUCCCGAGAGAACCUGGAUAAUUGACUUCGAGUUUAUCUCGAUGCCAGCUAAAUACUCACCAAUUCCGCUGCAACUUGCAGUUAGACAGCUUAAUGGAAAACUACUUUAUGCGGGAAACGUGGAUUACAACAUGUCUAUGAGAGAACUCCUGGAAGCCGUCUCUCCCCACGUCUCUAAUAAGCAUAAGAUGAUGGGGACGCUCUUUUUGAGGUGUUAUGGCGGUCUGACAACGAAUGGCGAACCCCCUUCCAGAAUAAGCGAAUUUAUCAAAAACGUCCGUGGCUAUAGUCAAAGUGAUGUACAGCUACUAUCCUGGUUUUCCGCUCAAGACAUGCAAUGUUUCCUCAGGAUACUUACAGGGAAAGAUGAGUUAAUCCACGGCAAGAUCUCUCAUCUGACAUCUAGGAAUUUCCAAGCAAUCAACAUUGGUGAUCUAUGUAGAAAGCUCUUGCCCAACCUUCCCUCAAGGCGACUCGAGUCAGUCAAGGAGUACCUCGUAAGAGGCAAAGAAAACAUGGCUUCCCGAAAUUAUCACAACGCAUCGUAUGAUACUCGUGCAAUGGCAGAGAUCGUGGAGGCUCUUGUGCGUUUAGUAUGA